Molecule: messenger RNA, 309 nt
Organism: Peronospora matthiolae
Lineage: Eukaryota; Oomycota; Peronosporomycetes; Peronosporales; Peronosporaceae
Source: the annotation of a GenBank genome assembly
AUGAACAUGUUAGACGUAGAAGACGACAGCUUUGACGUCACACGUGACGGCUACUCCCAUCUGAGUGACUCAGAAUGGGACACAGUCGGCCGCAUGAGUGUGCUCAUGGGCGGAUCCUACAUCAGUGGCACGUUGGAGACUCUAAGCAGAGAUCAGCAACAUGCUGCUAUCAACAAGUUCCUACAAGAGGAACUUGCUGUCGAAAGACAGAAGAUAGCCUUGCUUCACCAGCAAGGCUCCCAUCAGUCGAUGGGCGGGCCAACGCACACGCGUGGACCCGAAACCUUGGAGAUUGAUAUCUCAAGUUGA